Molecule: messenger RNA, 141 nt
Organism: Dibothriocephalus latus
Lineage: Eukaryota; Metazoa; Platyhelminthes; Cestoda; Diphyllobothriidea; Diphyllobothriidae
Source: the annotation of a GenBank genome assembly
CUCAUCCCUGUGCCCUUCCCUCCUCAAUGGCACACUCUGGAGGAUAAUCUGAAGAACGUGGAUAUGCGGACAGUGCGGGACUUGCAGUUGCUGGUUGCCGGCUUUGUUUCUCGUUAUCUUGUGCUCAACCCGGUGGCCUGA